Molecule: messenger RNA, 580 nt
Organism: Suillus subaureus
Lineage: Eukaryota; Fungi; Basidiomycota; Agaricomycetes; Boletales; Suillaceae
Exons: 2
Coding region: 64-363 (99 amino acids)
Source: RefSeq, a predicted model, not a curated record
GACAAACUGACUCCCCUGUUCUGAAAUCCCGCGCCACUACUAGUGAUCAUUAAUGGCGGUCAAAUGUCUACAUUUUCGUUCGAUGGGGAUGGCGAACCUGACUCCUUUAGCCUUGCUAAAUUGCAAUCGGUCGUUAAUCUUUAUUUCUUGACAAGCUGGAGAAACUGGUUGAAGGAAGUUAUCAUAAGGUAUAUGAUGUCUUGCGAUCGGAUGGCGCCCCUCUCGAUGCUGUCGUUCGAGUGGCCUCUCCUGCGUUUCCAAAGGACAAGCUCGAGUCAGAGGCAGCUACAAAUACAUGUUAUGUCGUUCGUGUUGGCAUUUAAGACUCUACGUUCUUUCGAAAGGUCGCGACGUGCAAGAUGAUCGUUGCGUUCACAAAUAUACCUGUUCCGCGAAUCUAUGCAUGGAACUCUGAUGUGUCGAACCCUGUUGGAGCAGAAUACACGAUCUUGGAUAAAGAUCGCCAAAACUAACUAAUGUGACCGUCUGGGAUGUUUCACUCAUACAUCGCACAUUCAAGAUUAAAGGGCCUCUGCUAGCCAUAACUGGGAUAAUCUCUCUGAAGAGGUUAAGAAGGCCG